UUCACUCUUCUGACCCUCGACAUGUCAAACAACAACGCCAGCAGCAACUUGGUCGUCGCUCAGAGAGUAGUGAAACAGCUGCGUUUGGAGGCCAGUGUCCGUAGGAUCAAGGUGUCUCAGGCUGCAGUGGACCUGAAGAACUACUGUCUGCAGAACGCUCACCAGGACCCUCUCCUGAUGGGGGUCCCCUCCAGUGACAACCCCUUCAGACCCCCCAAGUCCUGCAGCCUGUUCUGAGGUAGCCUAGAACACCUUUGUCCUCUCUCCUCCUCUUCCUCCUCUUCUCGGCAGGUCCCCUCCAGUGACAACCCCUUCAGACCCCCCAAGUCCUGCAGCCUGUUCUGAGCAACAGUCAGUGUAUGGAGGAGGAGUUGUUGCUGUAUGUCCUAUGAGGGACCCUUCCUCUUCUCUCUCUACUGCUGGUCCAUUUGUGUGUUGCAGCUAUCCCAAUGUUAACCUCUAGCCUGAUCCCAGAUCUGGCAUGCCAAGGCACGACAAUGACCAAAGAUGUUGGCAAGACCGCACAAACAGAUCUGGUACCAGGCUAGACAGUCCAUGUAUUCAGAUAAAGCCUAGUAGUGCCAUUAUACAUGUAUGUUCAGGCUGUUGAUGUGAUAUCCUAUUUGUUAUGAUGAUCAUGAUGAUGACAUUGUAUUAGGGUUGUAACUUCCUGAAAAUUCCACAGUUUUCCAGAAAUUCCUGUUGUAAGAUUCCUGGAAUCGGGAGGGAAUAAGCAGAAAACCCAGGAAUCUUCUACUGGAAUUUCUGGAAAAUCUGUCAAGUUUUGUAAAGUUACUGUACUUCUCCAACCCUACAUUGUAUCUAUGCACUGUACUUUCCACCAGUAUGAUAUCAGCCUCUGACAGGCAGACAGCCAGUGAAUGUGCCUUUGAGGUUGACUCCCAAAUAGCACCCUAUUCCCUAUAUAGUGCACUACUUUUGACCAGAGCCCUAUAGUGCAGUAUAUAGAGAAUAGGGUGUUAUUUGGGAUGUAACUUGUGUGUCCGACGACAUGUACAGCACAAUAAGGAAGUGACCAACCGUUGAAUGUUUUAACCAGGGUACGUGUUGAUGUUUAGCCUACAGUUCUAGCCGAUUGGCCUACAUGCUGUCUUGUCACCUUCUAUUGUUUGUGUUCCACAUGCAGUAUACUUCCUGGUACAAACUACCACAUGGUACAGGUUGACAUUAUCAACCCAGGGAUCCAGAACCAUAGAAUUAGAAUCUAGAAUUCAUGCGGAACACUAACCACAUAUACCCAGUUGUACUCUACACAAGAGACUGGCAGUUACAUGUUUCUUUUAAACUUUCGUCGACCUAUUUUAUUUAAGAUUUUAUGAAAUAAUCAGCCUUUUUAUCGAAGGGUUCGUUCAUUCGGUUGUGAUGAUACUGAUGUGAUCUUAAAUGUUACAUUGUUGUGCCCUCCUGUACCUUUUUUUAGGAAGCCACUCCUGUCCUUGGCCUUUUUCCCUGGAAAUACUCAUGUCCUUCUCAUGGUUUUCCACUAGCCUACAUUCAGUCACCGAUAACACUAUAGCAUGGUUUUCCACUAGCCUACAUUCAGUCACCGAUAACACUAUAGCAUGGUUUUCCACUAGCCUACAUUCAGUCACCGAUAACACUAUAGCAUGGUUUUCCACUAGCCUACAUUCAGUCACAGAUAACACUAUAGCAUGGUUUUCCACUAGCCUACAUUCAGUCACCGAUAACACUAUAGCAUGGUUUUCCACUAGCCUACAUUCAGUCACCGAUAACACUAUAGCAUGGUUUUCCACUAGCCUACAUUCAGUCACAGAUAACACUAUAGCAUGGUUUUCCACUAGUCUACAUUCAGUCACAGAUAACACUAUAGCAUGGUUUUCCACUAGUCUACAUUCAGUCACAGAUAACACUAUAGCAAAUGGGAACGUAUUUAACUAAGACAAAACACUCAUUUCCAUAUGCCACAGCUGGUGCUUCAGCUUGUUUCAGGUUACUGUUGAGCCACAUCACCAUGACUGUCCUUUUUCUGAUUCCAUCAGCCUACAUCACAGUGUAUUUUUAUCGUUGAUCUGUGAGCGUGGAACUGUCCGGCCUCGCCACCGGCCUCGCCACCGGCCUCGUAUGAGGAGUUUUAAUCUGAUAUACUGUCCAUCCUCUGUGCCUGAACUUUGUAACUGUGUUAUACUGUCCAUCCUCUGUGCCUGAACUUUGUAACUGUGUUAUACUGUCCAUCCUCUGUGCCUGAACUUUGUAACUGUGUUAUACUGUCCAUCCUCUGUGCCUGAACUUUGUAACUGUGUUAUACUGUCUAUCCUCUGUGCCUGAACUUUGUAACUGUGUUAUACUGUCUAUCCUCUGUGCCUGAACUUUGUAACUGUGUUAUACUGUCUAUCCUCUGUGCCUGAACACUUUGUAACUGUGUUAUACUGUCUAUCCUCUGUGCCUGAACUUUGUAACUGUGUUAUACUGUCUAUCCUCUGGGCCUGAACUUUGUAACUGUGUUAUACAGUCCAUCCUCUGGGCCUGAACUUUGUAACUGUGUUAUACUGUCCAUCCUCUGGGCCUGGACUUUGUAACUGUGUUAUACUGUCCAUCCUCUGGGCCUGAGCUUUGUAACUGUGUUAUACUGUCCAUCCUCUGUGCCUGAGCUUUGUAACUGUGUUAUACUGUCCAUCCUCUGUGCCUGAACUUUGUAACUGUGUUAUACUGUCCAUCCUCUGUGCCUGAACUUUGUAACUGUGUUAUACUGUCCAUCCUCUGUGCCUGAACUUUGUAACUGUGUUAUACUGUCUAUCCUCUGUGCCUGAACACUUUGUAACUGUGUUAUACUGUCUAUCCUCUGUGCCUGAACUUUGUAACUGUGUUAUACUGUCUAUCCUCUGGGCCUGAACUUUGUAACUGUGUUAUACAGUCCAUCCUCUGGGCCUGAACUUUGUAACUGUGUUAUACUGUCCAUCCUCUGGGCCUGGACUUUGUAACUGUGUUAUACUGUCCAUCCUCUGGGCCUGAGCUUUGUAACUGUGUUAUACUGUCCAUCCUCUGUGCCUGAGCUUUGUAACUGUGUUAUACUGUCCAUCCUCUGUGCCUGAGCUUUGUAACUGUGUUAUACUGUCCAUCCUCUGUGCCUGAACUUUGUAACUGUGUUAUACUGUCCAUCCUCUGUGCCUGAACUUUGUAACUGUGUUAUACUGUCCAUCCUCUGUGCCUGAACUUUGUAACUGUGUUAUACUGUCCAUCCUCUGUGCCUGAACUUUGUAACUGUGUUAUACUGUCCAUCCUCUGUGCCUGAACUUUGUAACUGUGUUAUACUGUCCAGGCACAGAGGAUGAACUAUGUAACUGUGUUAUACUGUCGAUCAUCUCGGUGUUUCCAACCUAGUAAAUCACAAUGACCACUA
Molecule: messenger RNA, 3379 nt
Organism: Oncorhynchus masou masou (cherry salmon)
Lineage: Eukaryota; Metazoa; Chordata; Actinopteri; Salmoniformes; Salmonidae
Product: guanine nucleotide-binding protein G(I)/G(S)/G(O) subunit gamma-5-like
Exons: 3
Coding region: 22-237 (71 amino acids)
Biological process (GO): G protein-coupled receptor signaling pathway
Cellular component (GO): heterotrimeric G-protein complex
Molecular function (GO): G-protein beta-subunit binding
Source: RefSeq, a predicted model, not a curated record